This is a messenger RNA of Penicillium chermesinum, 1080 nucleotides long. RefSeq names its product alcohol dehydrogenase zinc-binding domain protein. The coding region runs from base 1 to 1080 and encodes 359 amino acids. The record is from RefSeq and is a predicted model, not a curated record. NCBI's taxonomy places the organism in Eukaryota, Fungi, Ascomycota, Eurotiomycetes, Eurotiales, Aspergillaceae. Gene Ontology annotation, molecular function: oxidoreductase activity. The transcript has a single exon.
AUGAAAGCCGCAAUCCUCCCAGCCUUCGGCCAACCCCUCGAGAUACAUACAAAACCAGACCCCCCCAAUCGGCACCGGCGAAGUCCUCGUCGAAGUAGUCGCAGCCCAAAUCUACCACUACACCAACGAAGUCCUAAGCGGUGCCCGCAAAUACCUGCUCCCAGCCCCCGUAACGCCAGGCUGCGGCGGCAUAGGCCGUGUGAUCGCUACAGGGCCCGACGCAACGACCCUGCAGCCUGGCGACUGGGUAUUCUGCGACCCAACCGUGCGCAGCAGAGACAGCCUCUCCAACCCGGACAUCGUGCUGCAGGGUGGAGUGCACGCGGACCGGGCGGGCAGAAGAUUCAGGCGUACCAUCGAGACGGCACGUUUGCGUCGCGAGUGCGCGUGCCGACGGAGAAUGCGAUCCCCAUUGGGGAGAUCGAGGAUGCGGAGGCGGGGCAUUGGUGCGCUCUGGCGGCGCUGCUUAUCCCGUACGGGGGCCUGUUAGCGAUGGAGUUUCGGGCGGGCGAGACGCUGCUUGUUAGUGGUGCGACGGGGCCGCUUGGGGGCGCAACGGUGCUGCUUGCGCUGGCGAUGGGGGCGAGGGAGGUUAUUGCGGUUGGACGGAAUGAGGGUAAGUUGGCGCAGCUGAGGGAGAGGCUUGGGCCGCGGGUUGUUCCUGUGAAGCUUAGUGGAGAUUCUGAGAAAGAUAUCGCGGCGAUGAAGGCGGCUGCGGCGGGGGGCAUAGAUGCUGUGCUUGAUUUCCUGCCGCCGGCUGCGAGUGCGACUGUUGCGCGUAGUGCGAUCAUGGCUGUGCGGCCAUAUGGGCGGGUUGUACUGAUGGGGGGUGUCGGGAUGCUGGGGGGAGAGGAAUUGCAGUUGCCGUAUCCUUGGAUUAUGCGCAAUCUGAUUACCAUCAAGGGACAGUGGAUGUAUGAGCCUUCUGCGGUGCGGACAAUAGUUGGAAUGAUUCGGAGUGGACAACUGGAUAUCUCUGCUUUUGAUGUGACGGAAUUUAGUCUGGAGAAUAUCAAUGAGGCUGUGGAUCAUGCUGCUGAGACGGGAGGUCCGUUCAAGUUGACCAUUGCGCGUCCUUGA